Racocetra persica is the source of this 240-nucleotide messenger RNA. NCBI's taxonomy places the organism in Eukaryota, Fungi, Glomeromycota, Glomeromycetes, Diversisporales, Gigasporaceae. The record is from the annotation of a GenBank genome assembly.
AUGGGUAUAAUCGAUAUUAGAGCGAGAAAAGUCGAUCGAUUUUUACUCACUGAAGAAGUCGAAUAUGAUGAAGAUGCUGAUCAAGAAUUCGUAGACGAUGUGUGGCCUCUACGAACUCCAAAGAAACGAAAUGUAACGUGUUCACGUUUAAACAUGUCAAGUCUCACCCCUCUCCCUUCGACAAUUACACCUAAUGAAAAUCAAAUCAACGAAACCAUAAUUUCAAACAAAAAAAUACAA